Molecule: messenger RNA, 9742 nt
Organism: Austrofundulus limnaeus
Lineage: Eukaryota; Metazoa; Chordata; Actinopteri; Cyprinodontiformes; Rivulidae
Product: voltage-dependent T-type calcium channel subunit alpha-1G
Biological process (GO): positive regulation of calcium ion-dependent exocytosis; calcium ion import; calcium ion transmembrane transport
Cellular component (GO): plasma membrane; neuron projection; voltage-gated sodium channel complex
Molecular function (GO): voltage-gated sodium channel activity; low voltage-gated calcium channel activity
Source: RefSeq, a predicted model, not a curated record
GGWUAGAGCAAGUUUGUUCUCUCCAUCGUUCGUUGAGGAGCUGGAUCCAAGAAGUACAUGUCGAACACGAUAGUUCCUAAACGCGUAGUUAACCCAGGCAUCUGCUCUACUAAACAAUAAGUUGGAGUACAAAGUCUUAUUUUGAAGGUAGAGCGCCUCGCCCGUCUCUGACUGGCUCGACGCAGCUCUCCUCCCCGGUGCGCCCAAACUCCAGUACCUACACCGCGCAGCGCGUCCAUCCGCCGAGGGAGACGCACAGGGAAGGAGCCGCUCGGUCCCAUUGAACUUCACUUUUACCAUUCAGAAAGAAACUUGUGCGUGGCUUUACUUAGUUUUUUUUUAUACCGGUCUUUGCGAUUCUCCCGGCUGACGGAGCGAGUUUGGAUAUCCAGGAGGAAGAGGAGGGAGGAGGCAGAGGCUCUCAGAUGGAGCACCCGGGCUCCGAGAGCUCAGGGCGCACGGCGAACCCGGAGUGAGAGAACCACGCUGGUGGAUGGACGCUGCUCCCCGGUUUCUUCCAGGUUCGGGCUGUUCCCUGCAUGGCCAUGACGGGCAUCCAGGAGCCGGACCUGCGUGAGCAGCACCACGGACCGACGCAGGAGGCUGAGGAUGAGGAGGAGGAGGGGGAGACGGUGCAUGUGUCCGUUGAGGGAGAGCGGUUGGAGCACAAUGAGGAAGAGGAAGAAGAGGAAGAUGGGGUGGAGGAGGAGGAGGAGGAGGAAAAGGAAGAGCUGCCGUACCCCUCCCUAGCGCCGGUGGUUCUGUUGGCUCUGACCCAAACCAGUCCUCCCCGCUCCUGGUGCCUUCGAGCCGUCUGCCACCCUUGGUUUGAACGUGUGAGCAUUCUGGCCAUCCUGCUGAACUGUGUGACGCUGGGGAUGUUCCAGCCUUGUGGCCACACCCCCUACCUAUUGCAGGCUCUAGAUGAUGGCAUCUUUGUGUUCUUUGCUGGAGAAAUGGUGGUGAAGAUGGUGGCUCUUGGGGUCAUAGGUCAGAAGGGUUAUCUGGGCGACACGUGGAACAGAUUGGACUUCUUCAUUGUUAUUGUGGGCAUGCUGGAGUACUCUCUGGAUGGACACAACGUCAGCCUAUCAGCUAUUCGCACCGUCCGGGUCCUCCGCCCACUACGAGCCAUCAACAGAGUUCCCAGYAUGCGUAUCCUGGUGACCCUCCUGCUGGACACACUUCCCAUGUUGGGCAACGUGCUGGCACUCUGCUUUUUUGUCUUCUUCAUCUUCGGCAUUGUUGGCGUUCAGCUGUGGGCGGGGCUACUGAGGAACCGCUGCUUCAUGGGAGAGGAUGUCAGAAUGAGGUACAACAUCACUUUCCUGAAUGGGUAUUAUCGUCCAGAUGGCACAGACGACCAUCCCUUCAUUUGCUCGACAGAGAGAGAAAAUGGGAUGCUUCGCUGCGCCGAUGUGCCACGCCGCCGUGUGGGCGGGGCUUAUUGUUUCCUUGGUGCUGAGGACGCUCAGUCUGAGACUAAACUAACAGCAGACAAGCCGGUGUCUUGUGUGAACUGGUAUCAAUACUAUAAUGAGUGUCGGGCUGGGGAAAUAAACCCCCACAAAGGAGCUAUUAACUUUGACAAUAUUGGAUAUGCAUGGAUUGCCAUUUUUCAGGUAAUUACUCUGGAGGGUUGGGUAGACAUCAUGUACUAUGUGAUGGAUGCACACUCCUUUUACAACUUCAUCUACUUCAUUUUUCUCAUCAUAGUGGGUUCUUUCUUCAUGAUCAACCUGUGCCUGGUCGUGAUAGCAACCCAGUUUUCCGAAACGAAGCAGAGAGAGCACGCCUUAAUGAAGUCAGAGCAGCGCGCCCGCCAGCUCCACCAAUCGGCGUCCACGCUGGCCAGCGACAGCCAGCCCGGCAGCUGCUACGAGGAGAUCAUCCGCUACCUGGCYCACCUGGGCCGGAAGGCGUGGCGGCGGGUGUCGCGCUGCUGUUCCCGGGCACGAGCCCGGUUUCACUGCACGUGCAAGUGCAGGAAAGGACAGUCAGGCAGCGGCGGUGGCGGAUCAGCCCGAGGGGGCGGGGCUGGAGAGAUGAAUGGACUCGCAAACCGGCACUCGGGCCACGCCCCUAAUGACUUGUCGCACCUUCAUCAGCUUUAUCAUCUUCAUCACCAGCAUCAUAAGCAGGCUCAUCAGCCUGAGCUCGCCGUCAGUAAUGGAAGGAACAGUUUUAAUUAUCCCUUCAUAUUGCCACUCUUAAGUCACCUGGAUGAUAAGCGCCGGGACCAGAAGAGGAUGGUUACCACGGAGACCAUCAACAGAGCACCACAGCUGGGGCUUGAGCACGGUGGACCUGCUGGCCAUCCUUCAUUACCUCUGUUGGGUGAAGGCCCUGAAGAUUCCUCAGCCUGCCCGUACUGCGUCUACUACAACCGUCUGAGCAGCAGCGAAAACGCAGAUGAGGAGCUGCAACACGAGCACUGCGACCCCUGCAGCGGCGAAGACCCGGGUCACCAAAACGACGCCCGCUGCAGCGAUGCCCAGCAGCCCGAGUCAAAGAAAAGCCUGUGGAGGUGCUGUUGGGCGAGGCUGCAAAGCAAACUGGAACUCAUCGUCGGCAGCAGAUAUUUCAGCAGAGGCAUCAUGAUUGCCAUCCUUAUUAACACCCUGUCGAUGGGCAUCGAGUACCAYGAGCAGCCACAGGAGCUGACAGACGUUUUGGAGAUCAGUAAUAUGGUUUUCACCAGUCUCUUCAGCCUGGAAAUGCUGCUCAAGCUCCUGGCUCUCGGUCUUUUUGGCUACAUCAAGAACCCUUACAACGGCUUCGACAGCAUCAUUGUCAUAAUCAGCGUGUGGGAGAUCGUGGGUGAGGCUGAGGGAGGCUUGUCGGUGCUGCGAACUUUCCGUCUUCUGAGAGUUUUGAAGCUGGUUCGGUUCCUGCCUGCAUUAAGGAGGCARCUGGUGGUGCUGAUGAAGACCAUGGACAACGUGGCCACAUUCUGCAUGUUACUGAUGCUCUUUAUAUUCAUAUUCAGCAUUUUGGGGAUGCAUCUGUUCGGCUGUAAGUUUGGUUUGCGACAAGUCAGCGGAGACACUUUACCUGAUCGAAAAAACUUUGAUUCCCUGUUGUGGGCAACAGUCACCGUGUUUCAGAUCCUCACCCAGGAGGACUGGAACGCUGUGCUUUAUAACGGGAUGGCCUCCACCACGCCGCUGGCUGCCCUCUAUUUUGUGGCCCUCAUGACGUUUGGAAACUACGUCCUCUUCAACCUGCUUGUAGCCAUCUUAGUCGAGGGCUUUCAGGCUGAAGGUGACGCCAACAGAUCUGAAGCCGAUGAUGAGAGACAAUCUCUCUGCUACCAGGAUGAGGAGAAGCUCAGGGAGCUUUACGCAGCAGAACUCAAAAUCCAGGCCAUGAUGCUCAGCCCCAACGGUCUCCUGAACCCAAAGGCCUCCAUGCCUCCCCCGCCUCCCCCACCGCUGCCACUCAUUACGCACACCGCAGCCACACCCAUCAUAAACUCCAGCCAGUCCAGGAGRACGAGUGGUGCUUCCACCGACAUCAACAGCCUGGAGCAGAGGACGCCGUCUCUGUGGGACAGYGGACCAGAGAGCCGUCGCUCCAGCUGGACCAGCAUCAGCCGAGGCCCCAGCCUCCACAGAAGGAGCCAAUCAGGAGAGAUGGAGUCCCUGCUGUCUGACCCCAACAGCAGGGAGCAGUCUCUGGACCAGUCGGACCACCUGCAGGUUCCCACACUCCUCUCGCCCGACUGCAACGGCACCACCUUUCACCUCCCGGACCACAGCUACGAUGAGGCCACGCUGACRUCAUAUUACCAUGACGACCAGGAAGACGAAGAAAUUGAGGAGGUUCAGGCUGUGGUGCCAGAAGGUCAUCAGUCACAAGAUGUUCGAUCACAUCGUCCUGCUCUUCAUUUUUCUCAACUGCAUCACCAUAGCGUUGGAGAGACCYGACAUCCAUCCCAAAAGCAUGGAACGAGUGUUUCUCAGUGUGUCCAAUUACAUCUUCACUGUCAUCUUUGUGGGCGAGAUGAUGAUCAAGGUUGUAGCUACUGGCCUGUACUUUGGAGAAGGUGUUUACCUGCAGAGCAGCUGGAAUGUCUUAGACGGCCUGUUGGUGUUUGUGUCACUGGUGGACAUCCUGGUUUCCAUCGCGUCAGCGGGCGGGAACCGGAUCCUGGGGAUGCUGCGGGUGCUUCGGCUGCUUCGCACCCUGCGACCGCUCAGGGUGAUCAGUCGGGCUCCAGGUUUAAAGCUGGUGGUCGAGACGUUGAUCACAUCUCUCAGACCGAUUGGAAACAUCGUUCUCAUCUGCUGYGCUUUUUUCAUCGUGUUUGGAAUUCUGGGAGUGCAGCUGUUUAAAGGGAAAUUCUUCCACUGUGAAGGGCUAAGCGUCAGAAACAUCACCAAUAAAACAGAGUGUCUGCAGGCCGGCUAUCGCUGGGUUCGGCGCAAAUACAACUUUGACAACCUGGGACAGGCACUGAUGUCCCUCUUCGUCCUGUCCUGUAAAGACGGCUGGGUGAGCAUCAUGUACGAUGGCCUGGAUGCUGUCGGAGUGGACCAGCAGCCAAUAAGAAACAACAACCCUUGGAUGCUGAUGUUCUUCAUCUCGUUCCUCCUCAUUGUCAGCUUUUUUGUGCUCAACAUGUUCGUGGGUGUGGUGGUGGAGAACUUUCACAAGUGUCGCCAGCAGCAGGAGGAGGAGGAGGCGCGACUGAGGGAGGAGAAACGACAAAAGCGAUUGGAGAAAAAGCGGAGAAGGGCCCUGGAGAAACCAUAUUACGCUGACUACUCCCCACUGCGCCGAUCCAUACACACUUUGUGCACCAGCCACUACCUGGAUCUCUUCAUCACCAUCAUCAUCUUCACAAACCUCCUCACGAUGAGCAUGGAGCACUACAACCAGCCUCAGUACCUGGAGGAAAUACUGAAGUACUGCAAUUACGUUUUCACUCUAGUUUUUGUCAUCGAGGCCAUUCUGAAGCUCAUCGCCUUCGGGCUGCGGCGCUUCUUCAAAGAGAGGUGGAACCAGCUGGACUUAGCCAUCGUGCUGUUGUCUAUUAUGGGAAUCACACUGGAGGAAAUAGACCUGAGCGCCUCUCUUCCCAUCAACCCUACAAUCAUACGCAUCAUGAGAGUCCUGAGGAUAACGCGAGUGCUGAAGCUGCUGAAGAUGGCCACAGGGAUGAGAGCUCUGCUGGACACAGUGAUGCAGGCUCUGCCUCAGGUGGGGAAUCUGGGUCUGCUCUUCAUGUUGCUGUUCUUCAUCUAUGCAGCACUGGGAGUUGAGCUCUUUGGAAAACUGGAGUGUUCAGAUGAGAACCCGUGUGAGGGUCUUAGUCGCCACGCCACCUUUGACAACUUUGGCAUGGCUUUCCUCACACUCUUCAGGGUGUCCACCGGGGACAACUGGAAUGGGAUUAUGAAGGACACGCUGCGCGAGUGCCGCCCUCAAGACCGCCACUGCCUCAGCUACCUGCCCCUGAUCUCCCCCGUGUACUUCGUCACCUUCGUCCUCACGGCUCAGUUCGUGCUAGUCAACGUGGUUGUGGCCGUCCUGAUGAAGCACCUGGAGGAGAGCAACAAGGAGGCACAGCUGGAGGAGAUGGAGGAGAGGAAGGAGAGGGAGGAGGCCGCCGCCCGCCUCCUCGGCUCGUCGGCGCCGGGCGGAGACCCGGCGGGGAAYGCAGACCCACCUGUCCAGGUGCAAGUAGAAGAUGAGGAGUGUUCCCAUGGAAACCGUGCAAGGAUGGGACGCAUGCUGUCUCUCCCCAGUGACACCUACGUCCCGCCGCUCAGAGGCUCUUCUUACGCUCCGAUUGGCCACGAGGCUGGCUGCGGCUACAGCUACUCUGGCUCCAUGUCAUCUCUGGGCUCCAGCGGAGGAAGCUCUCUGCUGCAGGUUCCAGGAGCUCUGCCCACCAUCAGCCAUGCUUCGCUGGGGUCCGGACGCAGCUUCAGGCCAAUGAUCUGCCUCAGCGCCUCUCAGAGCUUCGACAGACACUCCACACACAGACUGAGUCCAGCCAACAGCGUGGAGGGAUCCAGACUCAGCCCGACUCACCGAACAAACCGACACAGACUGAACUCGGCUCACAGUAUAGACGGGUAUAGAUUCAGCCCGGCUCGUCGGAUAAACAGGCACAGACUCAGCUCUGCUCACAGUAUGGACGGAUACAGACUGAAUCCAGAUCCGAGCACAGACAGGCCCAAGCUGCUGUCCAGCCACAGCAUAGACAGAUAUCCGUCAGUCAGACUGAGUCCGACGCACGGCAGCAGCAGCAGRUGGUCCUCUUCGUGGCUCAGUCCUGAGGACAGUUUAGACAAAAACAAACUCAGUCCUUCCUACGUUCCAGAGAGUUCAGUCCUGAAGAGACCCGCCUCCUUCCGCAGUGUAAGCAGACAGCUACGGAGACAGGAGGCCGUGCGCUGUGACUCUCUGGAUCAGAACGGUUCAGCUGACGACCUGGCAGAGUCCUGCCUCACUGUGCCCACUCCAAGUCGUCAGAGAUCGUCCAGCGUGCACACACUGAAAUACGCACACCCCCAGAGGGUGAUCUCAUGCAGGAGCCACAGCCGGAGCCACAGUGAAGCCACAGCACAUGAACGUGUACCUGAGCAGGCCAUCUGCGGCUCACGGCCAGAAACAGAUGUAGAAAAGAGGCCUGUCAGCCCACAGGGAGUGUCCAGUUUGAAGGUCACCAGCAGCGAACACACACUUUUAKCUCCGCUCCCUGGCUCCAGAGUGGCCUGCCCUGGCGCUGGCGCUGGAUCAGACCCGGCUUCGCAGUUAGACGAUGCUGAUGAGGAAGUAAGUCGUAUAAACAGUUUGAUGCACUCGCAAACACAGCCUCCUCCCAGCUCCGUGCACAUAAGCGGACAUCUUUCCCCAAGUCCUGCGGAGCACAGGAGUCGCCUCAGCCACUCGGCGUCCCCCGUUUCUGGCAAAAUCAGGAAGCAGCGAAUGAGCCCACCUCCGGGGGACGAGCCGRUUACAGUGGCGACACAAUUCAAAGACAGCAGUGUUGAGCUGAGGAGGCGGACUCUGUCGUUUGAUGCCACGAGUCUUUCUCCUUAUCAAGAGGAGGGAGGCUCUGUGGAUGACUAACAAAUAAUGAGACAGAUAUCCUGCUGGAACCAGCACAGGAGGGACAGGAGCCCAGUUGAAAACAGGAAGGAUCCUGGUUUCUUCUUCUUCCCAUUGCCCUGUUCACUCCCAAGAUUAUUGGAGGGGUUGUGAAGAUAAAUUAUGGUUUGUGUAUGAGUGGGUAAACCUUUUAAAGACUGACUCCUUUGUGCUGCUUGCACACCAGAUGCACACAAGAAAAAGAAGUUUCCCUUUCUUCUAUCAUAGACCUAGCUUUAGUUCAGACACUGUAGCACCCCCCCCCCCACCAGCUCUAUUUACUCAAACAUUAACCUUUCUCCUGCUUGCUCUCCUCUUUCUUCCCUCACUCAUUCCUCUUCCUGCAUCUCAAGCCUAGAUCAGAAUACAAGGCACACCUCUGCAGGAGCAGAUUUGUUUUGUGGUUAAUCUCCCUAUAUACACAUGCUAAGACAGACUAAACUAUUUGUUACACAUUUAUAAUUUUGAUAUUAUUCAUCUUUAUUAUCAACCAGUAAUGUAAGAAAGCAUGUAGGGCCCAAAACAAGCAGUCAUUUUUAUGACGUAAAAUCCAAAGAUUUUUUUUAUUUAUUUUUAUUUUUUUAGCAGAAGUGUUUAAAUUUGAGAAGUUCAUGAUUAUAAAAAUCAACUGUAWUUGGAAACUGAUCAGUUGAUUAAUAAUCUUAUGGCUGCCUAACAUUGGGGAUAAAAUGCAGUUGCGAUAUUUUUUGGCAAAAUAUUGAAAUARCUUUAUUAUUUGCAAUAAAUCCAUGUUUCCCUCGCUGCUCUUUUAUCCCCCCAUCACCACAAUGCUCACCACAGUUGCCGUGUGCUUUAGCAUUUCAGUCAGUAUCAGUGAAAUUAGUUGUGUUUAGGGCAGUGGGGGGUCAGUCUGAUUGCCAAAUACAUUUUGCAUGCAGUUUCUCUUUGUGAUUUAUUGCAGUUCUUUGCACAGCGUUCCUACACAGYCUGGAAAAGUGUAGAAUGUGAUUUCAGUAUUUUCCAGGUCUGGAUAAGUAUGGGAAACCAGAACAAAGAGUAUGAAAAAAAAUGUUAGUAGUUUUAUACAACUGCCUAUUGAAUUUUCACUCAAAUAAAAAUCAAUGUUUUUUAAAAAAGUUGUUAAAAUUGGCUGGGUAUUUUCCACAUUGACUAUUUUAACCAUAACGUCUGUGGUUCAUCAAUUACUGGGACUGCUAACUUUUGGAAACUAAAAUAAGGAAGGCAGAUAAUUCUUUGUUCUAUAGCUUACUGUUUGUAAUGUUAUUAGGACAAAUGUCAUGACUUUAACCUUUUAGCAGACAAGGAUGAGCAGCUCAUAUUUAUAGACCUAAUUUAAAAAAGGAAAAUCAGAUUGGCAUUUGUGGUUUGCCUAAGCACAAACUUAAUAUAAAUUUGUUUUGAAAGAAACAUCAACAAAAAAUAUAAACAUUCUUUUGUAGAGGGUAAUUGCUUAUUCUCCCAAGAUGCACUGAAAAGCAAAUAUAAAAAUGUAAUUAAGAUUUUAAAAAAUCACCACAUCCAAUAAUUUAGCAUGAAAUAAUAAGAAGUGACUCAAAUUAAGAGGAUUAAACAAAGAAAGUCCAUGUUUUGAAAAAUGGAAAAUGUGUAGGAACCCUGCUUGCAUACACUGAUGUUGCAUUAAUGAUAAACACUGAUAUAAUGUGCAGCCCUCUUUUUUUGUAAUAUUCGUAAUAUUCUGUUCUGUUGUUCAGCAUUUACUGGUUUAUAAAAUUGUUGUCAAUCAAAUGAUUUAAAAAAAUCCUACAGUUCUUAAAGGUAUUACAGAAUCUUGCUGUAAACAUUUAUUUAAAGUUUCUUCUUUCCCCAGAAAAGUAUCAUGAUUAUGGUAGGAAUGAUGCUGCAGGUUUAACGUUUUUUUCUUUUUUUGUUUGUUUGUUGUUGUUUUUUCCAAAUUUGUUCUGUUUUGUUCCUUCUUAUCUUUGGACCAACAGUGCCACUGGGUGUUGCUGGAUAGCUCACAGAUUGCAAUCUGCAGCGCCUUGAUAUAUUGUUGAUUUUUCGUGGAGAACCUCCACGGCUGGAUACACCCAAUCUGAACAAAAUCAAUGUUUUUCUCUUUCAGCCUUUUAGUUAAAACCAUGUAGUGUGACCUGGGCUUCAGCAGUCUCUACCUCGCUUUCUUUCUUUMYUUAUUUAUUUAAUUGUCCCUGCUCUCAUCCAUUUGUUGGUUCAGUCAGCUGAGUUGUGUCCCUCCCCUCCACUCUGUCUUCAUAUUCUCAGGGUAGAAGUAGUUCAGACACAGUUGAGUGUGAAGCAUGUGACCAGAGCUCUGUGGAGUUAGAGGGCCCCCUGCUGACUGAACUCAGAGCCGGACCCCUUCCCCUCCAUCAGCUCUCCUCAUUAACUAAAGAGAUAAAACUGCAUGGGAGCAGGGUGAUGACCGAGGUAUAGAAGGGCUUAUGCAGAUGUUAAAACUUUGUAGAAAAGGCUAAGAUUAUAUUUUAUUAAAACAGCAGGUAUGACACGAGAAAGCUAAAUUUCUACCUUUUUGAAUGUCAGCUGUUCGGGAUGUUGAUUGUAACGAUGAUGCAAGCGUUUAUAUUUAAAAGAUGCUGUGUGAUGUUCCUGCAGGUUAACAGAAGCRGUGAGCUGACUGGACAGAGCUGGAAUAAAACCACUUCCUGUCUGACUUUCA